Silurus meridionalis is the source of this 3087-nucleotide messenger RNA. RefSeq names its product glypican 2 (gene gpc2). The record is from RefSeq and is a predicted model, not a curated record. The coding region runs from base 253 to 1983 and encodes 576 amino acids. Gene Ontology annotation, cellular component: plasma membrane; synapse; extracellular region. The transcript has 11 exons. Lineage: Eukaryota; Metazoa; Chordata; Actinopteri; Siluriformes; Siluridae. Gene Ontology annotation, biological process: cell migration; smoothened signaling pathway; regulation of protein localization to membrane.
GGGAUGCUGGAGAAUUGAUCUCUGACGCGCAGGAGACAAAGACUGGCAGCAGCAGGAGCUCGCGCACAGCAAGGACCCAAAAACACACACCAGCUGAAAGUCCCUGUAUUUUCUAUUAUUUUUUUUAGGUGCGCGCGCUGAGAGCUGCUUUGGGGCUUUUUGCAUUGUAGUGAGGGCGAUGAACAAAAACCAAACUUUACAUUAGCCCGCUGUUCCCUUGUGUCUAAGUGUGGACAGUGGACGCUGCUGCUGAUGAUGAUGGGAUUGAGAAAGACAGUGGUAGUCCCGGGGCACGAGCUCUUGCUCCUUGUACUCGCGUGCGCGCUGUUCAGGUCCGUUAGCGCGCGGAGCUGCACUGAGUCGCGGCGCGCUUACGGGGAGCGGGGCUACAGCGCGAGCGCUGCACCUCUCAACGCCAUGUCCGGUGAACACUUGCGUUUCUGUCCUCGUGAUUACACGUGCUGCACAAGUGUGAUGGAAGAAACGCUGGUGCAUCAAAGUGAAGCUGAUUUCCUGUCUUCUGUUGAGGAGACCAGCCAGUUCCUGCUGACAAGCUUCACCCACACACACCGCCGUUUUGAUGAGUUUUUUCGUGAGCUAAUCGGUGUAUCAGAAAAGUCAAUGAAUCAGAUGUUCACUAAGACGUAUGGACGCCUGUACACACAGAACACUCGCCUCUUCCAACAACUGUUCAAGCAGCUGAGGCAAUACUAUACAGAUGGUGGUGUGCAUGUAUCAGAAUCGGUGUCAGAUUUCUGGACGGAGUUGGUAGAGCGGGUGUUCACUCUGCUGAACCCUCACUAUCACUUCAGUGUGGAUUAUCUCGAAUGUGUUAGCAAACACACUCAACAUCUACAGCCGUUUGGAGAACUGCAGCGCAAACUCAGCACACAGUUGUCUCGUGCUUUAAUUGCUGCAAGAGCUUUAGUGCUGGGCCUCUAUUCAGGCAGAGACAUUGUUAACAAAGCCAUUAAGUUUAGUGUAAGUACAGACUGUGGUAAGGCCUUGAUGCGUCAGAUGUACUGCCCUCUUUGCGGUGGGAUUCCCUCGCUUCGAUCCUGCCACCCACUAUGCCUCAACGUUAUGAAGGGCUGUCUUGCUAAUCAUGCAGAGCUUAACUCGGAGUGGAACCGUUUCAUUGAUUCUCUCCUUUCCCUGGCUGAGAGACUCAAUGGACCAUUUAAUGUGGAACUGGCUGCUGAUUCUGUAGCUGUGAAAAUCUCUGAAGCCAUCAUGCACCUGCAAGAGAACAGCAUUAGCAUCUCCACCAAGGUGUUUCAGGGUUGUGGGAAUCCCCGUCCGGCCCCCAGUAAAAGCAAACGCUCACCAAAAGAACGAGAGAAAGAGCGUAAGACUGACAGGGAGCGAGACAGCAGGAGGACAUUCAGGACAUUCAGUCCAGAGGAAAAGCCAACAACUGCUGCAGGAACCAAUAUGGACCGGCUGGUGUUGGAUCUGCAGCAGCGUCUGAGGCCGAUGAGGGAGUUCUGGGUAAUGCUUCCCCACUCGCUCUGUAAUGAAGACAAAAUGGCUGCGGAUGUGACCAACGAGGAGCGCUGUUGGAAUGGAUACACUCGUGGAAGAUAUCUGCUGAGUGUAACGGCUGAUGGCUUGGUGAAUCAGCUGAACAACCCGGAAGUGGACGUUGAAGGUUCUCCGGACAUCAGAACCCGUCAGAUCCUCAUGGAGCUCCGAGUGGCAACGCACCGCCUCACACUCGCACACCAAGGAGUGGACGCAGACACGGUGCAAAGUGAUGAUGAGGACGGUAGUGGAUCCGGAUUGGUUGACAGGGAGGAUCUCUACAGGAACGAUUGGCCCAGUUCGCCACAAAACCCUGCCCACCCUUACAAGCCACGCCCUCGAGACAGGAGUCGAGCUAAUGGCUCGGUUGGAUCAGCCGUCCAGAGAACAUUGUCUAUUUCUUUCUUCUCUCUGUACAUCUCUUUGCUGCUUUCACUUACUCUUCAGUGGAGAAAAUAAGCUGAUGCAGUUAGCAUUUACAUGGUGAAGUAAUGUCAUUUCCACAUGCAGACAGACUGAAAUACAGGCUGAAAGUCAGACAUAAAGAGGGAGAAAUACUGAGAGAAAGAGAAAGAGAGAGAGAAACUGAAAGAAGGCGUUGCUGAUAAUCUCACACUGGCUUAGUGUGAUUUAAUUGUGUGUGUGUGUUAUAUGUUGGUGAAUGUUUACACUUUAUGUGCAUUUGAUACUCAUUUUACAUAAAGUUUUGGUGAACCAAUCCAGUAUCCACAAUCUUAAACGGCACUUGCCAAUCAGUCGGAAAUAGAGUCGAAAGUACACAGUGACCUUUUGCUGUUCCAAAGGUUUCCGGAUCGAAACAUUGCACCAUGGUCGCAACACUACAGUCUGACUCAUUAGGCUUUAGCUAAGUUAUCUAACUAUAAAAUUAUUUAACCAGGCUAAGAAAUUGUCAGGCUAGAUUUAGAUUGAAAUAUGAUAUGCACACAAAAUAUUUUUAAUCUCUGAGCACAAAUUCUCUAGGCCUAAUAAAAGGACAUUUCUUGCAAUUAAGAAAAAAAAAAAUAGUUUACCCCUUCAAGAAAAUUAUAUGGAUGAUGGUGAGGUAUCUGAUAGCCAGCAGGAUCGGUUUGAUGCUUUUUAAACAUUUAUGUUGAAAUUUCCUGAAAUGCCUUUAGAGGUUAUGAAUUGGAAGGAUACUUCUGGAAAAAUAGGACUAAUCAGAAAGUGGAAGUCACUGUUCUUCUCCAGUAAGCCUUAGUGAAUGUUAAAGCUGAAUGUGUGGGUUUGCAUGGCCACAUGGUAGAACUCCAUUUUAUCGUAAGGUGUAGGAUUACAGUUUAAAUAGUUUGAUCCCUGAGGUGGCUGCAGACUUGUAUUCAUUUUUGUAUGUAUGUAUGUGUGUAUGUAUUUAUUUGUUUGUUGUGUCUAUAUAUUUAUUUAUUUGUUUAUUUAUUUAUUUAUGAAUGGUGCAAAAUCCUUAUGUUUUAUAUGUUGAGUAUCUGAGCUGUACAGUUUCCUAAAUGUUUCUUUUUAGAACAAACCAAUCCGACUUUUUUUUAUAAUGGAAUUUUGUAUGGAAACUCCUAAUAAACAACAGCCUGU